AUGGCCAUCGCUAACAGGAUCUCGAGAAGGUUUGGAUUUACGGGAAUUAGUCCAAUGGACUGUUCAACGGAUCCCCUCCGUUACGUCGGUCGUUAUUGUGGUACGAUUAUCCUCAUUGAACUGAUCUCUGCUCAUAGGGCCUAUCCUAAACAGGGCUAUUCAUACGGCUCAUUAAUUGCUUCCCUGCACCCAGUUCUCCCCGAAUUGCAAGUCUCACACGUUCUUAUUUCAUAUCCUCUCGGACCUCGACAUUGGCUUACCGCCUUUCAUGGGAAGACUUACACCGAGGAACUGAAUACUCUGCUCCGCGAUCCCCGUUCCAACGUCCUAGUACUGUAUGGCGACCAAGACGACUUUACAUCAGUGGAGAACUACGAGCAGUGGGUGAAGAAGCUGCAAUGCGAGUUGGACAGGGAGGCGAAGCUCCAGAUCGUGAAGGUGGAGAAUGCAUCACAUUUCUGGCGAGAGCGAGGUGCAGCGAGCAGGCUUCUAGCUGCUCUGGAGGCGUGGCUGUCAUUAUGA
Molecule: messenger RNA, 522 nt
Organism: Fibroporia radiculosa
Lineage: Eukaryota; Fungi; Basidiomycota; Agaricomycetes; Polyporales; Fibroporiaceae
Exons: 1
Coding region: 1-522 (173 amino acids)
Source: RefSeq, a predicted model, not a curated record